AGCGGGGCAGGUGUCCCUCUCCAAGUGUCCAGGCUGAGGCCCAGCCCCUCUGGCGCUGGGAACCCCGGCUGACCGGGCAGUGGGGCUCAGAGGUCCACCAAGUGAUUCCUAAGAACAGUGAGAUCUGACCUUCCAGCUCCCUUUCCUCAUAUGCCUGUCUGAGUCAGCCUGCAUUGAUCGGGAGUGAAUUCACAGCCGGUCCAACAUGAACUGGAAGGUUCUUGAACACGUGCCCCUGCUGAUGUAUAUCUUGGCAGCGAAAACAUUAAUUCUCUGCCUGGCGUUCGCUGGAGUCAAAGUGUACCAGAGGAAAAGAUUGGAAGCAAAACAGCAAAAACUGGAAGCCGGAAAGCAGCAGCAGUCAGAGAAGAAAGAUAACUAAAGGGACAUCCAAGAUUUUGUAAUUUAAAUGUCAGCUUGAGUGGACUCCAGCUGAGAAGAAAGAGAAGGAAGACUUAAUUAUUGAAUGCUGGAUCAAAGGAUAAACUCUCAGCCUAUAGCUCUAACUUAAAAUUAUGUGAAUUUUUAUAUGCUCUUAAAAGAACCAGUAUUUUGUUUACUAAAAUAAAAUACAUUUGUAAAAAAGGUGUCUCUGGUCUUU
Diceros bicornis minor is the source of this 601-nucleotide messenger RNA. RefSeq names its product small integral membrane protein 11 (gene SMIM11). The coding region runs from base 206 to 382 and encodes 58 amino acids. The transcript is spliced from 4 exons. The record is from RefSeq and is a predicted model, not a curated record. NCBI's taxonomy places the organism in Eukaryota, Metazoa, Chordata, Mammalia, Perissodactyla, Rhinocerotidae.